AGAGGCGCCGCUAUAAAACUAUAUUGAGACCGUCAGUGAGAUGCGCGCUGGUUCUCAGUGCUCAUGGGUAUUAUUAGCUCUUACAUUAAUAGCUGUUUAAUAAUCAGCUCUUAGUUAUUUUCUAAUUCUUAUCACACAUUUUAUUUAAUUGUGUGGUGUAAAUUAGAGGCGUAAACAUGACGAUAUUCGAGCUGAGCAGUCAGAUGAUCGAGAACACAGUGCAGAAGAUGAGUUUGACAUCAGUAGUUCUCAUCACAUCUGUGUUCACACUGACUGUAGGAUAUCUGAGUAAACUGAUGUUCAAACAGCACACAGAAGACUCGGAGAAAAAAUAUCCUCCCCAAAUCCCGUCCAUUAUUCCGUUCCUGGGUCACGCUGUGGCUUUCGGCAAGAGUCCCAUAGAGUUUCUGGAGUGGGCAUAUGAGAAGUAUGGUCCUGUGGUCAGCUUCACGAUGGUUGGGAAAACCUUCACAUAUCUCCUGGGAAGCGAUGUAGCUGCGCUCAUGUUCAACAGCAAGAAUGAAGAUCUGAAUGCAGAGGAUGUGUACGCACGACUCACCACACCUGUGUUUGGCAAGGGUGUUGCAUACGACGUGCCCAAUCCUUUAUUUCUGGAGCAGAAGAAAAUGUUGAAGACAGGACUGAACAUUGCACAUUUUAAGCAGCAUGUUGAGAUAAUUGAAGAGGAAACCAAAGAUUAUUUCAAACGAUGGGGAGACAGUGGAGAGAGAAAUCUGUUUGAGGCAUUAUCUGAGCUGAUCAUCCUGACAGCGAGCCGCUGUCUGCAUGGUCGUGAGAUCCGUGGCAUGUUGAACGAGCGAGUCGCGCAGCUCUACGCCGAUCUUGACGGAGGAUUUACUCAUGCAGCGUGGCUGCUGCCCGGAUGGCUGCCGCUGCCCAGCUUCAGACGGAGGGAUCGAGCACAUUUGGAAAUCAAGAAAAUAUUUUAUAAAGUGAUCAAGAGACGGAGAGAAGCCGUAGAGAAAGACGACGACAUCCUGCAGACGCUUAUAGAUGCCACAUACAAGUACGCCACUAUAACAUACAACGCACACCAUUUGAACAUCCAGAAUCAAUUCAUUUCAGAACAACUGUUCAUGUGUGGGGACAUGCUGCAUUUAAUUUGGUUUUUUAAAUUGGGUUUGUAAUUAAUGAAAAUUUUUUUUACAAAAUAAGCGCACACUCCAUUCUUGAGUCAGAACUUCGGGUUUAAGUAAGGUUUAGUCUUAAAAUUUGACAGCACAGAUCACCGUCACUUUUAAAGACCAACUUCAACCUAAAAAAAAGGAAUAUUCCAGGUUCAAUACAAAUUAAGCUCAAUCAACAGCAUUUGUGGCAAUAUAUAUAUAUAUAUAUAUAUAUAAAUUAUUUUUUAUUAUUAUUAUAU
This is a messenger RNA of Myxocyprinus asiaticus (Chinese sucker), 1387 nucleotides long. RefSeq names its product lanosterol 14-alpha demethylase-like. Gene Ontology annotation, molecular function: monooxygenase activity; heme binding; oxidoreductase activity, acting on paired donors, with incorporation or reduction of molecular oxygen. The transcript has 6 exons. The record is from RefSeq and is a predicted model, not a curated record. Lineage: Eukaryota; Metazoa; Chordata; Actinopteri; Cypriniformes; Catostomidae. Bases 177 to 1148 code for a protein of 323 amino acids.